GAGAUUGUUAUUCGGGAAGUUGCAGCAGGUCAAAGGCUUUGACAAUGCUUGAUCCGAUCAGUCUGGUUGCACAAGUUAUGGGUUUGUUAGUUUUGUGACGUGGCACCCCGAAGUUUUAUUAAUUCUUAAGUCGGUUGAUUUCUUUACUGGUUUGAGCCAUGCAUUGCAGUCCAUCCAACUAUGGACGCCUGAAGUUAUAAGACGAAACGACUUGGAUUAGUAAAUUGCUACAUCCGGCCAGAGGCAUCGGUAACUAGCCGAUGUCUAACUACUUACUUCAUGGGCAGUCCGCCUUAAGUUACGUUUUUCCGGCAAUGCUCCAUCCCCCCAUACUUUCUUCAUCCAGAGCCUUGGAUCUUCUGCAAUAAAAUAUGGCUCAAAAUCGUCCACAGUUUCACUGCGGAUACUUUGGUUGCAACAAGACCUUUACGCGUCGCACAGGUGCUCGUCGUCACGAAACAACCGUUCAUGGGGAUAAAAAGUACUGUUGCAAUGAACCGGACUGCAAUUAUCGUGGUGGGAAACGGCGACACGAUUUCAAAAAGCACAUGCAAAACAAGCAUCCUGGAUAUGAUGAACACUUGUUUGUUCCAGAAGACUUCAGCAACCUGCAAGGCAGUCAUUCUCUAGUUGCAGAUUGCUCUCGAAGCCCAGAGGUCGGGCAUUCCCAAAGUGGGUUGUCUCCAACUAGAAUUUAAUCUUUAAUAAUAAUCCUAAUCAAUCGUGUCAAGUUCCUGAAGAUUCUACCUCAGUGCCUCCACCAACAAAUACCAGAUCGAAUCCAAGGUACAUUCCUAUCGACGCCCACGAAGUCCUCUCAGCUCCUUCGAUGGCACCAUUGACGUCAGCUAGCGUACAACAGCCUCAUGCCAAUACGAUUAGCCGGAAUAUUAUUUCUCUACGACCUCCCGAUACGAGCGUAUUUCAGGUUGUCAACCUACCACGUCCCGAAUUCGAACCAUUACCAAUGACGACUGCGGCGAUUGGAAGUAUUUGGAGUCAAGUUGAUCCAUUAACAAUGUGUGGUCCGGAUUCGGACCUCAAUGAUAUGGCGGGCACAGGUGUCGGGAACGAGUAUGCGACUUUUGAAGAUGGAUAUGAUUUGAACCGAUAUGGACAGCCAGGAAACGACCUUUAUCCCAGAUGGUGAUAUUCAAAUGUUCACUUCUAUCAUAGAUGCUUUAGGCAUCUAUUGGAAAAGGGGCCUGAGUGAAUUCGUGGCUGUGCUUGAAGACAGAUAUUUUCUGGCAGUUAUUUUCAUUAGUGUCACUUCAAAUGAGAUCAAUACGAUAGACUUAUUCCUCGGGGUAUGCAAGUUAUAAAGCUUACAUUUAUUGGAUUUCCGCAUUAAAGAGAAAGGGCUAUGGGGUUUCCUCAUUGUGCGAGAGAAGCUAUAACACUUGAGAUUAUAACCCAAAUCCUCUUCAUUUGAAUCGGAUGAGGAGAUUACAUUGUCCUUUGUCGUUAGCCUCCAGUCUCAAUACCCCGCAGCUGCUGCUUUGACAGUUGCACAUUAUUAGUAGAUUCGCUUUGCCUCAUGCAUAGCACAAAAAUUAUACAUCAGCA
Molecule: messenger RNA, 1566 nt
Organism: Botrytis cinerea B05.10
Lineage: Eukaryota; Fungi; Ascomycota; Leotiomycetes; Helotiales; Sclerotiniaceae
Exons: 2
Coding region: 372-698 (108 amino acids)
Source: RefSeq, a predicted model, not a curated record